AUACGCCCUGCUUACAAGGAAGGUGGAACAUGCUUUGAGUUUCAAAUUGCACUCCAAGGCUAGGAGAGAAAAGCCAUGGAGGCCGACAUAGACCUGAAGAAGAAGAGGAAGGUUUUUGUCGAAUCAGUGUCCGAGGCCAUGAUAAAUGUCUUGUUGGAUAACUUAUUUCAUAAAAGAGUGCUGAACCUGGAGGAGAUGGAGAAAAUAAGAAAGGAAAAUGCCACAGUUAUGGAUAAGGCCCGAGCUUUGAUUGAUUCAGUCAGUCUGAAAGGGCCCCAGGCAAGCCAAGUGUGUAUCACUCUCAUUUGUGGAAAUGACUCCAACCUUGCAGAGAAGAUGGAGCUCCCAGUUCCUCCAGAAACGACUGGGCCACCUGCGUCAGCAGAAACUACAGAUACCCUCAAGCUUUGUACUCAUGAAGAUUUCCUGAAAGUGUGUAAAGAAAAAGCUGGAGAGAUCUAUCCAAUAAAAGAGAAAACGAGCCGCACUCGCCUGGCUCUCAUCAUAUGCAAUAGAGAGUUUGAUCAUCUUCAGCCCAGGAAGGGAGCUGAACUUGACAGCUCAGGGAUGGAAGAGUUGCUUGUGGGCCUCGGCUACAGUGUGACUGUGGAAGAGAACCUCACAGCCAAGGAGAUGGAGUCAGUGCUGGUGACAUUCGCUUCCCACAAAGACCACAGCACCUCAGAUAGCACAUUCCUGGUGUUCAUGUCUCAUGGCCUCCUGGAUAGACUCUGUGGGACUGGGCAUAGCGACGAACACCCAGACGUGCUGCCUUAUGACACCAUCUUUCGGAUAUUCAACAAUCGUAACUGCCCCAGUCUCAAGGACAAGCCGAAGGUCAUCAUUGUCCAGGCCUGCAGAGGUGAAAACCGCGGGGAAACCUGGGUCAGUGACUCUCCAGCAGCCGUGAUGGACAGCUCUUCACAGUCAGCUGAGAGCCUGGAGGACGAUGCUGUUUACAAAGCUCAUGUGGAGAAGGACUUCAUUGCUUUCUGCUCCUCAACCCCACAUAACAUGUCCUGGAGAGACCCUAGUACAGGUUCUCGCUUCAUCUCACAGUUAAUCAGAUGCUUCCAACAGUAUUCUUGCUGCCUUCACCUCGAGGAAGUAUUUAGGAAGGUACAACUAUCAUUCGAAAAGCCAGAUGUUAGAGCCCAGAUGCCCACCAUUGAACGACUAUCCAUGUCAAGAUAUUUCUAUCUUUUUCCUGGCAAAUGAAAAUAAUGAUUGCAUAUUUCCAAACUUUAUUCUUUAACAAGCUCUUGGAUAUUGUCUAAAAUGAUGUGGUAUUUGGUUCAAUAUGGGAUGACCUUACUGUAUUUGUAUAGAAAUACAAAUAUUAUCUGAUAAAAUAUGGAAAGAGAAUGGGGAGUGUCAACAAUGGGACAGAGAAUAUAAAAAUUUCUGGAAAGGUGAACAUUGGUAGAGGAAUUUUCCCACCAUGGCUAUCAGAGCUACUAAGUAAGUACAACUUCUGUUAUAUAC
Messenger RNA from Pipistrellus kuhlii (Kuhl's pipistrelle), 1485 nucleotides. Its product is annotated as caspase-1-like. Gene Ontology annotation, biological process: proteolysis; regulation of apoptotic process. NCBI's taxonomy places the organism in Eukaryota, Metazoa, Chordata, Mammalia, Chiroptera, Vespertilionidae. The coding region runs from base 76 to 1218 and encodes 380 amino acids. The record is from RefSeq and is a predicted model, not a curated record. The transcript is spliced from 9 exons. Gene Ontology annotation, molecular function: cysteine-type endopeptidase activity.